Peromyscus leucopus (white-footed mouse) is the source of this 2204-nucleotide messenger RNA. Its product is annotated as immunity-related GTPase family M protein 1-like. Gene Ontology annotation, cellular component: endoplasmic reticulum membrane. The record is from RefSeq and is a predicted model, not a curated record. Gene Ontology annotation, biological process: cellular response to interferon-beta; defense response. Lineage: Eukaryota; Metazoa; Chordata; Mammalia; Rodentia; Cricetidae. Gene Ontology annotation, molecular function: GTPase activity; GTP binding.
CUCCCAGUCCUGGCCUCCAGCAAACAAAACUCAGAUCUAGCUAGUGCAGAGCAAAAAGCAAGGUUUGUGGAGAGAGAGACCAGAGGCAGAAAGACCGUCCACGAGGUCAGCCAGCUCCUACCCCUUCCUGACUGGUCUCUCAGAAGGACUCCAGACCUCUGCAUCUGCAUCUCAUCUCUGAACAUCCCGGGUCUGGAUUUCAGUUCUAGAUCUCUCCAUAGAGAACUUCUGCUGGAGGACAGCAACGUUUUUCUAGGAAGAAGUGACUUUCCAGGAAGGCCACUAACAACCGGAUCCCACAUAACCCUCCUCUGGAGCCGGUUCAUUGCUAGUCUAGUCUGGUUGCCACAUUCCCAUGUGUCUUUCUGAUGGAGAUUCAUAAUAACUGUGUGAUAUGUGAACUACAUAGAGCCCCACACAGAAAAAAAUCCACUUAUAAAUGAGCUUCAUUUUGCAUCAGGAUUUGAGGACUGUUAAGUGAGAUAAGGCAUUCGAAGAACCCAACACAGACUCACAGACACAGGACCUUCUUGCUGUGUGGUUAAAGUCGAAGAGUGGAGGAAGAACCCGAGGUACGGCUUCCUCAGCCUCACCAAGAGAGCUGAGAGGUGUACAGAGAACGUCAGACCCAUCUUGUCAUGAAGCCAUCACACAAUUCCUGGGAGGCUGAGCCACUACUCCCCAACAUGGCAGAGACCCCUUACACCCCGCUGAAUUCGUCCUUCGGAUUUGCCGCAUCAUAUCAGACCACGGGCUGCGAUUUGCCUAAGGUCAGCAGGACUGUUGAAAAGGCCUUGAAUGAAGGGAAACUGUUGGACGUGGUAUAUGGGAUCAAGGAGAUGGUGGCAAUAUUGUCCCAAACCCCACUGAACAUCGCUUUGACUGGGAACUCGGGCAAUGGCCUGUCAUCUUUCAUCAAUGCACUCAGAAUCAUUGGCCAUGAGGAAGAUGACUCAGCUCCCACUGGGGUGGUGAGGACCACCCAGACACCAGCUGAGUACUCUUCACCCCACUUUCCCAAUGUGGUACUGUGGGACCUGCCUGGUUUGGGGGCCACAGCCCAAACCGUAGAGAGCUAUAGUGAAGAGAUGAACUUCAAGCUGUAUAACUUAUUCAUCAUCAUCGCCUCUGAGCAGUUCAGCUCGAAUCAUGUAAAUCUUGCUAAAGUCAUCCAGAGGAUGGGGAAGAGGUUCUAUAUUGUCUGGACCAAGCUGGACAGGGACCUCAGCCAAUGUGUCCUUUCAGAGAUCCGGCUCCUACAGAGUAUCCAGGAGAAUAUCCAGCAGAGUCUACAGAAGGAGAGGGUGAAUAUACCCCCCAUAUUCCUGGUAUCCAAUCUAGACCCUUUACUACAUGACUUCCCAAAGCUGAGGGACAUGCUGCAUGAAGACCUCUCCAACAUCAGGUGCUGUGGGCCCUUAAACGCUCUUUCUGGCACCUGUGAGAAGAUCAUUGAUGAUAAAGUGGCUUGCCUGAAGGAGAGAAUAGACAACGGGUGCUGGGGGAAUUCGUUUUGUGUCGGGGAUAAUGAUGACAUGGGGGAGUGUCUGAAAGUGUUCCGACUGGAAUUUGGUGUAGAUGAUGAAUCACUUCAACAGGUAGCCCAGAGUAUGAGGGGAGUAGUCCAAGAGUACAAGGUCGACAUGAAGUCCCAAACCCUGCACACUCUCCGCAGAAGGGACUGGAAACUGAGACUGAUGACUUGUGGAUUAAUGAAUGCAUUAUUCCAAAUUCUUAAAUGUCUCCCAGGCUUAUGUUGUUGCACCCUCUGUUCCAGACGCAUGAAACUCAAACGCAUGCUUCUGUUAGUUUCCCAGGACACCAAGACCAUCGUGAAGAAAAUCCUGAAAGACAUCACCAGCUCUCCUCAAAUCUAGUGUAGGGGGUGGUCUGUCACCCUUCUCACAUGGAAGCCAGACUGCCUUGGGUCUGGAUCUCACCUGGAUCCAUCCCUACCUCUCCACUAGAAAUCAAGAGAUAUAACAACACUUUUUCUAAAGGUUCUAGAUCCUUUGAGAGGAGUUAAAAAUAACUCAUUUCACUUGUCUGGAUUGUAAUGCACUCUUCCGCUGAGGGACAGGGACAAAUUGUUUUAAAAAAAUUGUUGAUCAUGAUUCUUAGAUUUGGAAUAUAGAAAAUUUUAAGUGUGAUGUAUGUCUAAAUCAGUUUUCCUCCAAAACAGUAAAGUCAGAUCUUCUUCAUUA